GCGCGAUGCCACCGCCCCGCGCGAUGCGGUCACGGAGCCGCCGCCGCGCCCUCGCCCGGCGGUUUGAAUGUGAAGCGCAGCCGGAGCGCUCGGAGCCGCCGCCGCCGCCGUCGUGGGGGAGCUGCCAGGUUCUGCCAGAAUGGAGCUCAGUGAUGCCAAUUUACAAACUUUAACUGAAUAUCUAAAGAAAACACUAGAUCCAGAUCCUGCUAUAAGGCGUCCUGCGGAAAAGUUCCUUGAAUCUGUGGAAGGAAGCCAGAACUACCCACUGUUACUCUUAACACUGCUGGAGAAAUCACAGGAAAAUGUCAUCAAAGUUUGUGCAUCUGUAACAUUCAAGAAUUAUAUUAAAAGGAACUGGAGAAUUGUUGAGGAUGAACCAAACAAAAUAUGUGAAUCAGACAGAAUAGCCAUUAAAGCCAACAUAGUGCCCUUGAUGCUUAGCAGCCCAGAACAAAUUCAAAAGCAGUUGAGCGAUGCCAUCAGUAUCAUUGGGCGGGAAGACUUCCCUCAGAAGUGGCCAGACCUGCUCACAGAGAUGGUGAAUCGCUUCCAGAGCGGAGAUUUCCACGUCAUCAACGGCGUGCUGCGCACCGCCCACUCUUUAUUCAAAAGGUACCGCCAUGAAUUUAAGUCAAAUGAAUUAUGGACAGAGAUCAAACUUGUUCUUGAUGCCUUUGCUUUACCCUUGACAAAUCUCUUUAAGGCAACUAUUGAACUUUGCAGCACGCAUGCAAAUGAUGCCAGUGCCCUGAAGGUUCUCUUCUCUUCUCUCAUUCUAAUUGCGAAGCUCUUCUACAGUUUAAAUUUUCAGGAUCUUCCUGAAUUUUUUGAAGAUAACAUGGAAACAUGGAUGACAAACUUUCAUAGCCUUUUAACUUUAGAUAAUAAACUCUUGCAGACUGAUGAUGAAGAGGAAGCUGGAUUGCUGGAGCUCUUGAAAUCACAAAUUUGUGAUAAUGCCGCUUUAUAUGCUCAAAAAUAUGAUGAAGAAUUCCAGCCCUACCUGCCACGUUUUGUAACAGCAAUCUGGAAUCUGUUAGUCACAACUGGCCAGGAAGUGAAGUAUGACUUGCUGGUCAGUAACGCCAUCCAGUUUCUGGCCUCAGUUUGUGAGAGACCACAUUACAAGCAUCUGUUUGAAGACCAGAAUAUAUUGACAAGCAUCUGUGAAAAAGUUAUUGUUCCCAAUAUGGAAUUUAGAGCGGCUGAUGAAGAAGCAUUUGAAGAUAAUUCUGAAGAGUAUAUAAGAAGGGAUUUGGAAGGAUCUGAUAUUGACACCAGGCGCAGAGCUGCUUGUGAUCUGGUCAGAGGCUUGUGCAAAUUUUUUGAAGGACCUGUGACAGGGAUUUUUUCUGGAUAUGUAAAUUCUAUGCUGCAAGAAUAUGCAAAGAAUCCGUCUGUUAACUGGAAGCACAAAGAUGCAGCCAUUUACCUUGUAACAUCUUUGGCAUCCAAAGCUCAGACACAGAAGCACGGAAUAACACAGGCCAAUGAACUUGUUAAUCUGACAGAAUUCUUUGUGAAUCACAUUCAACCUGACUUAAAGUCUGCUACUGUGAAUGAAUUCCCUGUGCUAAAAGCAGAUGGUAUCAAAUAUAUCAUGAUUUUUAGAAACCAAGUACCAAAGGAGCAACUGCUGGUGUCUAUUCCUCUCUUAAUCGAUCAUCUCCAAGCAGAAAGUAUUGUAGUCCAUACCUACGCAGCCCAUGCUCUUGAAAGACUGUUUACCAUGAGAGGGACAAAUAAUGCUACCCUCAUUACAGCUGCAGAAAUGGCACCAUUUGUAGAAGUGCUGUUAACAAACCUUUUCAAAGCUCUGACGCUUCCUGGCUCAUCUGAAAAUGAAUACAUUAUGAAAGCCAUCAUGAGGAGUUUUUCUCUGCUCCAGGAGUCCAUAAUUCCAUACAUCCCUUCUGUCAUCACACAGCUCACACAGAAACUGCUGGCUGUCAGUAAGAAUCCCAGCAAACCUCACUUUAACCAUUAUAUGUUUGAGUCGAUCUGCUUGUCGAUCAGGAUAACGUGCAAGGCAAACCCAGAGGCAGUAGGGAGUUUUGAGGAGGCUUUGUUCCUGGUGUUCACAGAGAUCCUGCAGAACGAUGUGCAAGAGUUCAUUCCCUAUGUGUUUCAAGUGAUGUCACUACUUCUAGAAAUGCAUAAAAAUGAAAUCCCAUCAUCCUACAUGGCCUUGUUUCCCCAUCUGCUCCAGCCAGUUCUCUGGGAAAGGACAGGAAACAUUCCCCCUCUGGUCAGGCUCCUGCAGGCUUACCUGGAGCGGGGCGCCAGCACCAUCGCCAGCGCUGCCGCCGACAAAAUCCCUGGAUUGCUAGGUGUGUUCCAGAAGUUGAUUGCCUCUAAAGCUAAUGAUCAUCAAGGGUUCUAUCUUCUCAACAGUAUUAUUGAGCAUAUGCCUCCUGAAUCAGUUGACCAGUACAGGAAACAGAUCUUCAUUCUGCUAUUCCAAAGACUUCAAAAUUCCAAAACAACAAAAUUUAUCAAAAGUUUCCUUGUCUUCAUUAACUUGUAUUGUGUAAGAUAUGGGGCAUUAGCUCUGCAAGAAAUAUUUGACAGCAUACAGCCAAAGAUGUUUGGAAUGGUGUUGGAGAAAAUUAUAAUUCCAGAAAUCCAGAAAGUGUCUGGACAAGUUGAAAAGAAAAUCUGUGCUGUUGGCAUUACAAAAAUCUUAACAGAAUGUCCUCCCAUGAUGGACACUGAGUACACCAAACUGUGGAUUCCUUUGCUGCAGGCCCUCAUUGGCCUCUUUGAGCUACCGGAGGAUGACACAAUCCCUGACGAGGAGCACUUCAUUGACAUAGAAGAUACUCCAGGCUAUCAGACUGCCUUCUCCCAGCUGGCCUUUGCUGGGAAGAAAGAGCACGAUCCUGUAGGACAAAUGGUGAACAAUCCUAGAAUCCACCUGGCACAGUCUCUGCACAAACUGUCCACGGCGUGUCCGGGCAGGGUCCUGUCCAUGCUGAGCACCAGCCUGAACGCAGAAGCGCUGCAGUACCUCCAGGGAUACCUCCAAGCUGCGAGUGUGAGUCUGCUCUGAGCUGCAGAGGCUCCUCAGCAAGACAGAACCUGCUUUCUUACGCAGAGGGUGGACACUGACUGUUCUAUAGCAGAGCCCAGACAACAUGAAAAAGCUGCUUGAAAUUGUAUUGCAGAUUCCAUCUUGUAAAAGAUGAGUGUGGCUUUAAGCUGAAACUGAAGAAUUUGAUGGUUUGUGUACUCAUAGAUAAAGGUGGCUAAUUUCCAUUCCCAGUUUAAUUUCAAAGGGAAUAGUCAUAGCAGUUUGUUAUGGGAUUGAUUUGAAAUCUGCAGUGUUUGGAUAAUAUUUGGAAAUGUGUGGAGAGCCCUGGCUGUAGAAACUCACUUCAGUGACUAAAAUUCCUUUUCAUUUUAAUGUUGUCCUUUGUAUUUCUUUUGUCUUUCCUUAAACUUUAUCUGAAUUGUGAAUAAAUAAGUACUUGUUUAAAAUGCU
Molecule: messenger RNA, 3487 nt
Organism: Lonchura striata (white-rumped munia)
Lineage: Eukaryota; Metazoa; Chordata; Aves; Passeriformes; Estrildidae
Gene: CSE1L
Product: chromosome segregation 1 like
Biological process (GO): protein import into nucleus; protein export from nucleus
Cellular component (GO): nuclear envelope; cytosol
Molecular function (GO): nuclear export signal receptor activity; small GTPase binding
Source: RefSeq, a predicted model, not a curated record